AUGAGAAACGAGAUAGCGGACGGUUCUGUAUUGGACAGUGAUGUGAUCUUAGGAUAUUCAAGCAACCACGGAGAAUUAGUAAAUGUUAGCAUCGAAGGAGAUGGUAAGAGUGGCCCUCCAUGGAAUGUUCUCCUUACUGGAGAACAUCCUGGACACGUAGUGGUAGCUUUCAACCUCAAUAAAAAUAUUACUGAUGUGAGUAAGGCGUUUGUCAGAGUUACUGUGAUGAGGUCCUCAGAUCUUGAAAUCACCAGCGUGGUAGUCGGCUGGCUCUAUUUCAUUGCUUGGUCCAUUUCAUUUUAUCCUCAAGUUUAUGAAAAUUGGAAAAGAAAAAGUGUCGUUGGGUUGAAUUUCGAUUUUCUAUCUCUCAAUUUAAUCGGUUUUUCAUUGUAUUCCAUUUUCAAUUGUGGUCUUUACUGGAUACCUGCUAUUCAAGCUUAUAUGAACUAUAAAAGGAAAAGUACUAUUGGUUGGAGUAUUGGAAAUGUGGUAUUAGAUUUUACUGGAGGUAUCCUCAGCAUGUUACAAAUGAUUAUUAAUGCUGAUAAUUAUGAUGAUUGGGAAUCUAUAUUUGGUGAUCCCACAAAGUUUGGUCUUGGUUUCUUCUCAGUUCUAUUUGAUAUUCUCUUUCUUGUUCAGCAUUACAUCCUCUACAGGUGA
Messenger RNA from Nezara viridula (southern green stink bug), 660 nucleotides. NCBI's taxonomy places the organism in Eukaryota, Metazoa, Arthropoda, Insecta, Hemiptera, Pentatomidae. The record is from the annotation of a GenBank genome assembly.